AUGCACAUCUUCAUCAUCACUAUCAAGGAACUGUUCACGCUCCUGCAGACGGUUCCAUCCGUACUAGGAACUAAUCUCUGGGCCCUGGGAGUUCUCUUGCUCCUGGGAGCCUCUAAAACUCCUGCACCUCACAUUGCUGCUAACCGUGGCUAUGACUCG
Messenger RNA from Penicillium arizonense, 159 nucleotides. RefSeq lists its product as uncharacterized. The annotation marks the transcript as partial. The record is from RefSeq and is a predicted model, not a curated record. Lineage: Eukaryota; Fungi; Ascomycota; Eurotiomycetes; Eurotiales; Aspergillaceae. The transcript is spliced from 2 exons.